GAUUCUUCUUUUCCUUUUAGUUUUUGGACAGUGAAGAGGAAGUGGAUGUUUACAUAGAUACAGAUGAAGAGUUUUGUAACGGACGUGUCACUAUCUUCAAUGGCUCGGGACCACCCUAUUUUCACAGCUAUCUCUACAUGAAGGGAGGUCUCAUGAACCCAUGGAGACGGCGCUGGUGCGUUCUGAAGAAUGAGGCCUUCAUGUGGUUCCGCACCAAGCAGGAGGCACUGAAGUCAGGCUGGCUCUAUAAAAAAGGGGGAGGCAUGUCAACACUUUCACGACGCAACUGGAAACGUCGCUGGUUUGUGCUUCGGGAAUCCAAGCUGAUGUACUUUGAAAACGACAGCGAGGAAAAGCUGAAGGGGACAAUUGAUAUUAGAAGGGCAAAGGAGAUUGUGGACAUUCAUGAAAAAGAGAAUGCUUUGGAUAUUGUGACAGAAGACAGGGUUUAUCACAUCGUGGCAGAGUCACCUGAGGAUGCCAGCGGUUGGUUUAAUGUCCUGAGCCGAGUACACAGUGCUACGGCGCAGCAGCUGAGGGAAAUGCAAGAUGAACAGGCCAACCCAAAGAAUGCUGUGGGAACACUGGAUGUUGGGCUUAUUGACUCCGUCUGUGCCUCAGACAACCCUGACAGACCAAACUCUUUUGUGAUCAUCACAGCAAAUCGAGUGAUUCAUUGCAACAGUGAUACCCCUGAAGAGAUGCAUCACUGGAUCUCCCUGCUGCAGAAACCGAAAGGCGAAUCUAAGGUCGAUGGCCAAGAAUUUCUUGUGAGAGGCUGGCUUCAUAAAGAGGUUCAGAGCAGCAACAAAGUGUCCUCUCUGAAGAUGAAGAAACGCUGGUUUGUGCUGACAAAUACUGCCCUUGAUUACUACAAGUCGUCUGAGCGCACAGCUGCCAAGCUUGGCACGCUUGUGCUCAAUAGCCUCUGCUCUGUAGUGCAGCCCGACGAGAGGGUCUUUAAAGACACAGGCUAUUGGAACAUCAUUGUUCAUGGGCGAAAGCACUCCUACAGACUGUACACAAAGCUGCUGAAUGAAGCUAUGCGCUGGGCCUCUGCCAUUCAAGGUGUCAUUGACAGCAAAGUUCCCAUCGAAACACCUACACAGCAACUCAUUCGUGACAUCAGGGUAGGUAGCAUCAUGCUGAUUCCUGCAUGGCUGAGAAUGGGAUUGCAGUCUUAGGAUAACAAAACAUAAAAGAAAACAAAAUUACUG
Molecule: messenger RNA, 1217 nt
Organism: Meleagris gallopavo (turkey)
Lineage: Eukaryota; Metazoa; Chordata; Aves; Galliformes; Phasianidae
Source: RefSeq, a predicted model, not a curated record